This is a messenger RNA of Helianthus annuus (common sunflower), 359 nucleotides long. Its product is annotated as riboflavin synthase-like. The coding region runs from base 44 to 334 and encodes 96 amino acids. Gene Ontology annotation, biological process: riboflavin biosynthetic process. Gene Ontology annotation, molecular function: riboflavin synthase activity. The record is from RefSeq and is a predicted model, not a curated record. The transcript has a single exon. Lineage: Eukaryota; Viridiplantae; Streptophyta; Magnoliopsida; Asterales; Asteraceae.
AGUUUCCAGUCGGAGAAUCGAUGGAACAGGGGAGAUUGUUUCGAUGGAACCGGAGGGGGAUUCGUUAUGGAUUAAGGUGAAAACGUCGCCGAAGAUUUUGAAGUUUAUAGUGCCGAAAGGUUUUAUUGCGGUGGAUGGGACUAGUUUGACUGUGGUUAAAGUGUUUGAUGAAGAGGAGUGUUUUAAUUUUAUGUUGGUUGACUAUACGCAGCAGAAAGCUGUUAUUCCGUUGAAGAAAGUUGGGCAGAAGGUGAAUUUGGAAGUGGAUAUAUUGGGAAAGUAUGUUGAGAGGCUUCUUAGCAGUGGAUUUAUGGACAGUAUCAAAUCAAGAUAAUCGUAUAAUCAUCUUGAUAUCGUUG